AACACAUAGUAGAAAUUGAUGGAAUAAAAUCUGAUCCACAAAAGGUAGAAAAGUUAGAAAAGCUUCCAUUACCAAGAAACAUUACCCAACUUAGAGCGUUUAUAGGACUGGCUUUCUAUUAUAGAAGAUUUAUCGAAGGAUUUGCUAAAAAGGCUACGCCUUUAUAUAAAUUAUUACAAAAUAAUAUAGAAUUUAUUUGA
Molecule: messenger RNA, 200 nt
Organism: Dentiscutata erythropus
Lineage: Eukaryota; Fungi; Glomeromycota; Glomeromycetes; Diversisporales; Gigasporaceae
Source: the annotation of a GenBank genome assembly